Cicer arietinum (chickpea) is the source of this 1309-nucleotide messenger RNA. RefSeq names its product probable uridine nucleosidase 2. Gene Ontology annotation, biological process: purine nucleoside catabolic process. Lineage: Eukaryota; Viridiplantae; Streptophyta; Magnoliopsida; Fabales; Fabaceae. Gene Ontology annotation, cellular component: cytosol. The record is from RefSeq and is a predicted model, not a curated record. Gene Ontology annotation, molecular function: purine nucleosidase activity.
AAAUUAUUCCCCAGAGCACCGUGCGCGUGCAGAUAUACUUACCAUAAUUAUCAGUGAAGUGAUAACACAUAAAUCAUCACUCUCAUCUACUAUAAAAAAAAAUUUAAAUAAAAAUAAAUAAAUAAAAUCAACAAUCAGAUGGCAAACGAAACCGAAGCAAAGAAGAUCAUCAUUGAUACCGACCCUGGAAUCGAUGAUGCUAUGGCAAUAUUCCUCGCUUUACGCUCACCAGAGGUUGAAGUUAUUGGACUUACAACUAUCUACGGAAACGUUUACACCACUCUUGCAACAAGAAAUGCUUUGCAUUUGUUGGAGGUUGCAGGAAGAACUGAUAUACCAGUUGCUGAAGGAUCUCAUGUUACAUUAACUAAAGGAACGAAACUUCGCAUCGCAGAUUUUGUCCAUGGUGCAGAUGGACUUGGAAACCAAAAUUUUCCGCCACCAAAUGGGAAACCACUUGAAGAAUCAGCUGCUGCUUUUUUGGUUAACCAAGCUAAAGCUAACCCUGGAAAAAUUACAGUGGUGGCAUUGGGCCCUCUUACAAAUAUUGCUUUGGCUAUACAGAUGGACCCGGAAUUCGCUAAGAACAUUGGGCAGAUUGUUCUGCUUGGUGGAGCUUUUGCAGUAAAUGGCAAUGUGAAUCCAGCUGCUGAAGCAAAUAUAUUUGGUGAUCCAGAUGCUGCAGAUGUUGUAUUCACAAGUGGUGCAGAUGUUCUUGCAGUUGGAAUAAAUGUUACUCACCAAGUUGUAUUGACAGGUUCUGAUCGAGAAAAGUUGGCGAGUUCAAAAGGAAAAUUUGCUCAAUACUUGACAGGAAUCUUAGAAGUGUAUUUUGCUUACCAUUGUGAGGCAUACAACACCAAAGGGGUUUACCUUCAUGACCCAACAGCAUUGCUUGCAGCUAUUGAUCCUUCACUUGUAACUUGCACGGAAGGUGCUGUUAGAGUACAAACCAGUGGCAUUACAAGAGGACUUACAAUACUCUACAAUAAACAGAAAAGGUUUGGUGAAAUCACUGAAUGGUCCAAUAUACCAACAGUAAAAGUAGCAGUGACAGUUGAUGCUCCUAGAGCUGUGAAAUUGGUCAUGGAUCGUCUUAUGGCUUGAAGUAGAGCUAUGAAGUAUGAAGCCGUUCAAUUAGCAUUAUUGAUUCUUGUCAAUUUACUUUGUACCUGGUUUCAAUGUUUUGAGCAGAAAACUAUGACGCUAUCUUCAAAGUUGUUGUGUUCAUUCUUCAUGGUAUAAUUGUGUUUUAGGGCCCUUAAGCAUUACUUUUAACUUUACAUUUUACUUUUAACUUUACAUUUUA